UUCUUUUUCUAGGGUUUGUUCGUUUACAAUUCCUCGAACCCUCUUUUAAUCUGUAUCUGUUGAGCUAGAGAAACAGUAAAUGUUGUCUGUGCAUUGUAUUUGCUGGAUUGGGUUCGUAGGAUCGGGGUGAUUGGAUUGAAGAACUGGGGGAAAGUUCUGUGCUUUGUGUUCUUGCCUUAGUUAUUUUGUUUCAAUGGGGUGGAAAUCUUGUAUACCCUGUUUGGAUGGUAAUAAACUGUUUGUGUGAUUCAAAUUUCAUACCCUUUUGGCUUUCAUUGUUAGUGGAAUGUGAUUUUAGGACGAAUUUGUGCUGCUACUGGAUGUUCUUACUUGUAACUAUGGUUUUGAUUGGUUCAGUAUCUGGAGGGUUUGCGCCUUUCGGGUUCUAAUUUUGUGGAUAUCUGUUUGUUGAUUGGUUUCAGUGAAGAGGGCUAGUGCUCUUUUGCGCGUGUCCCAUUCUCUUCUCCAAAUCUUUUCCAUCCUUCCUAAUCCUGCUAACCAUCCCAAAGCUUUGGGGGUGCUAAACUCUAUCUAACCCAGAGAAAGAAAUGGAGGUCAAGCUAUGGAACGAUAAGCGUGAGCGAGAGAUGUACGAGAACUUUGCCGAGCUCUAUGCCAUAAUCAAGGCUACCGAGAAGCUGGAGAAGGCUUAUGUUCGAGACAUCAUCAACUCAUCUGAUUAUGAGACAGAGUGCCAGAAGCUCAUUGCUCAUUUCAAGACCUUAGCUUCUGCUCUGAAGGACACUGUCCCCAGCAUCGAGCGGUUUGCUGACACGUACAAGAUGGACUGCCCGGCUGCUAUAAACCGCUUGGUGACUUCUGGGGUGCCUGCCACGGUCGAGCACAGGGCUGCUGCUGCUGCCACCGGAACUACCUCGGCUGCAACUGUUGCGGAAUGUGUCCAGAAUUUCAUCACGGCUAUGGAUUCUUUGAAGUUGAAUAUGGUGGCUGUGGACCAGGUGCAUCCUCUAUUGUCAGAUCUCUCGGCUUCACUCAACAAGCUUAGCAUUUUGCCCCCUGACUUUGAAGGGAAGACCAAGAUGAGAGAGUGGAUUUCGAGGCUGUCUAAGAUGGGGGCUUCUGAUGAGUUGACAGAGCAGCAGUCACGGCAACUUCACUUUGAUCUCGAGUCUUCCUACAAUUCGUUCAUGGCAGCUUUACCUAGCUCUGGCGAGCGUUGGUCGAGGGAAACCAAAAUGCAGAUAACAGUCUGUUUUCUUCGUGGGCAAUCUGGCUUGUGGGAAGAGUGCAAGAGGCCACAAUUCCUACAAGCUCAGAAUGUACAGCAGCCGUUGGAUGGAGCUGUCAUGCGUGUGCAGAGUAAACGAGCCCGCUCCCUCGAGCCGAGACUGAAAGGAGUUGUUCCUUUGCUUGCCAUCUUCGAUGGUAUCCAACGUUGAAACUAAGAAACUACUUGAAAAUUUUGUUGAAUUUAAUGGGGGAAGAGGGUGUAAUUUGCUGUUACAAAAUGAGUUUACAGCCAAGCCAACCUUGAUGUCCUCGUUUUCUCCUUUCAAGCACUAAAAGAAAGUGGUAAAAAUUGCCUCCAUUCUCGAAGCCAAGAAGUAAAAAAUAACAGGUUGUAGAGAGCAAACACCAGAUGGACGAAAUGUUCAUCUCUAUUUAAAUCCCCAUUUCACCUGCUGCUUUGUAUGAGAGCUAUGAUAGAUGGCACGAGGGGGAGCAGAAGCAGAAUGAUGAACACAAUCCCCAGUAUAAUGGCGUAGCAGGUCCACUUCCUGGAGCUCUUCUGAUACUCCCUGGCCUCCUGGAGCUGCUCCGUCCCACGUCGGACGAACGAGCUAGCGUGCGCGACGUGGCUCUCGAUGUCGUUGAGCUGGUGUCCCUGAGCCUCGACGAGGGCAGCCAUGUCGAGGAAAACCUGAUGCAGCUCGAUCAGGUUCUUCUCGAUCUCCUUCACCGCGUCGUUUCUCUCCUGGAUCUCCGCUAUCGUGUCGAGAAUCUGGCCCCUCCCCUGCUCCUGGAUCGCCUUCUGGAGGAAGCUCUCGCUCUCCCCGCUCGCGAUCAAAUCGUCGAUCAGCUCCUCGCUCGCCUUCUCCCCCGUGAUGGUGAAGUACCUCCUCUCCACGGUCUCCUUGUACUCUGCAGACAUUUUGGCCCUCAGGUUCUGGAAAUUGUCCAUCAGGUCCUUCAGCUUCUUCCCCAACCCUCCGACCACAGAAGUCCUCGUUCGAUCCGCCGAUGAGCCGGGCCCACAUCCGGGCACGCUUCGAGCUGCGACAUUCGACCUGUCCAGCGCUUCCAGCUUGCCCUUGAUCAGCUUGACCCGCUUCAGGACCUGACCGACAUCGGCGUCCAUUUUGGCCCUCAGGGCCUUUACAGUCUUGGCGUUGUGCACAGUCUUGCAUUCCUCGUUGGCCUCCUGCAGAGAUUUGUGCAGCUUCUCCACGGUUUUCAUGUCUUCCUUGACAUUCUCGACGUCCUCGAAGAACUUGUCGAGGUUGCUGUUCUCCUUCCCGGCCUCCAGGUCGUCCAUCCGAGUCUGUUCCCUCAGGUCGGUGUACUUCUUGAAGGAAUUUGAUAAAAGGUCAUUCAUGUUUGCGGGAUUUUUUUUAGCAAAUUCCUCCAAAAAUGAUUAGUGUUAAUUGUGAUUAAUUAAACAGUACUUGUCAUCAAACUAUCUUCCUCUUCAGGGUUGAUGAGGAGGAAGAGAUAGAGGUGACGUGAGAAGCAAGAAAUUUGUGUUCUUGCGGAACAGAAGAUUGGGGUUUUUCUCUUUUGGGGUUGAAAGGGAGGCCAGGGGAGGAAAGGAAGAAGGUAGAAGGAAGAGGGUUAUUAUGAGAUUAAUUAUUUUUAGGAGGGCGGUAAAAAAUGGCUUUGGUAAAAAUUUGACUCUCAAG
Messenger RNA from Linum tenue, 2861 nucleotides. Lineage: Eukaryota; Viridiplantae; Streptophyta; Magnoliopsida; Malpighiales; Linaceae. The record is from the annotation of a GenBank genome assembly.